UUCAUUCAUUCAUCGCGAUGAAUGAACCUGGGUGUCCGUUUGGAAACUGGAAUUUUGGUUCGACGACGACGAACGAAUCAAACGAAGCGAGCGAUGUUGUGUUGUGUGUGUUGACGACCAGAGCAGAAGGCAGAAGCAAGAGCCGAAUACGGCGACGACGACGACGGAGAAGAAGAAAAGCAACCAACCAACCAACAUCACUAUCCUCGAUCCCGAUCCGAGUAGGCAGCGCCUGGAAAAGAAAAAGACAUUUUUUCUCGGUUUUGAAUGAGUGGCAAUUCCGUGGAUUAGUGGCUCAGUUUCUCGCGGAUUAAGUAAGUGGCCGCUUCCGAUUUCGGUUUGUGAAUCCUGCGCGAGAAGGGAACUAGCUAGGUGGUGGAAGCGCAGCAGAAGUGAGAAAAAAAGUGCAACACCAGAAGAGGCGGAGGCGCUCUGCUGGAGCUGGAAGAAGAAAAAGAAGGCAAAGUGUGUGGAUUUUUGGUUUCGAUCCAAGAGAGCUGCCAGCAUAUUUCCGUGGAAAUCGGAUUGCAAUUGGUUCGGGGGGCCGGAAAAUCAGUGCAUACCCUCGUCCGGAUGAGGGAAAGGUGAAAGUUUUUCUGUUUUCGGGAUGUUUUGUGGUUUUUGAUUCUGCGGAGAACACUGCCAUUAUCUCGAGGUAGAAUCUGGCAACCUGACAGCACUGGUCAUCCAAAUAGUCCCAGCUCCUGCUCGGUUUCAAGUGCACUGACUGACAGACGGGGGAGACAUACAGUUUUUCGGGUGUUCGUCCGGAAGAACCGUCUGGUUGAGAAUUGUAUUCGGUUGACGGGGGUGUGAGCGGCCGAUGAUGGCCGCUAGAGUGUAAUAUGGGCGGCAGCCGGAUCGUGAAAACUGGAGCAACACUCACUGUUCGGGGUGUUAUCAGCAGGUGAAUUUUCCGCUGGAAUCCGGACGGCUGUCAGCCUUCCGGAGGCCACUUGCCGUAUGUGCCAAUUUCGGAACGAGCGCAAAUCUUCCAGUUGUUCCGGGAGGAAUUUGAUUACCAAAGGGAAAACGUCGGACCCGCUGGGGUGGUAGGGUCUUACGCCACGCAUCAAUAUAGAGAUUGGAUCGAUCAUCGGAGACAUUGAGCUCAGGAUUCAGUUAAGUUGGGAUUGUGACAGAAGAAGGAAUGAAAAUAAAUACAAGGGCUGAAUCGUGAAUGUAAUUGAAAACAGUGUUUGUUCUGUAUUAUUAUAGUAGUCCGGAUAUCGUGUAUUCUAAAGUGGCCGUGAUUCAUCCCGGUUUUUGGAUGAGUUUGGAUUUGUCAGAAGAAGGCUUAAAACUGUGACAGGAAAGGAAAUCUUGUGGGGGAACAUAUUUCAUAAAAAUCAAAUCAGGGCUGUGAAGCAAGAAGAAUGUUCAAUCAAUCUCAGGGCUUAUAUUUUCCGAAUGAUUUCAUGUAGUGAUCUAAAGCAGUGCAGUUGCGUUGGAAUGGCAGAAGCGGAUUAAUAUAGAAUACUAAGCAUAUUUCGAUGAUAAGUGUGUUGCAUUUGAGGCAAGAAGAAAAUGGUGACGAAGCUCUGAAAAACUCCAGAGUGUGAAAACCAUUCAAACACACGAAGGGAAGUUCAGUAACCAAACACAGAAAAAGGCUGCGGAGCUAGAGCGAAGAAAAGUUGACAGAUUGCGAGUGUGGAACGAGGGCCGUGUCCCCGUGUGAGUGAGUAGGGCGUAUGUGUGUAUCGGUGACAUAGGGCUCUUUGUACACGGCCAGCCAGCCAGUGCCAGUGCGCUGGGGAGAAUCGAUUUUUCCCUCGACGUGACGACGACGACGACGACGUUGGAUCUAUCUCUCUCUCGGUGUCCCCUUCGUAUGCAUGGCUUUGCUGCUGGAUUGAGUCGCCCUGCCUUAGUCGGUAGAUGGGGGAAACUCAUUGCUCUGGAUGAUCCGACGCCGUAGCCGAGGCAGUCGGUGGCAGGAAGUGUGAAACGGAAAUACAGCACCACCAGUCGGGAGUCGGUGGCACAGCCAGUAGUGUAGGGAAACCUACCCAAUCUACAAUUCGUCAAACGAACACGUACGCACACCCCCACAAUAGACGGAGCAGAAUCGCACAGGCAGAUGUAGAAGCCUUCCGACGACGACGACGACGACAUCAUGUAGAUUAAUGGCAGAUAGCUCACCGCAUCCUGUCAAUCGUCGCGUAAAACCGCCAAGAAGCAAUGGGAAUCGGUGUAGUCAAAUUACCCACCUAGAAACACCCCAUCAUCAUCAUAAACGCGCUCGAAUGCAGUACUGCAGACAUCAGCAGUCUUUUCGAUUUCCUUUUGCUUGCGAGCGAGUCGCAAACCCCGUGUGGAAUCAAGUAGCAGCAGUCAAAAUAAUCAAUUAAUUGAUAAUGUCCUCUUCCAGUGAAAAUUAAAGCCGCACAGCAAGGCGAACCGCCGCCACACACGAAAGAGCGAGAACGAGAGCGAUUCAGCGAAUGAGCUGGAAGAAAAUAUAUCAAAAAACAGAAAUAAUAAGACAAGAGGCAAGAUUCUUGAAUCGGACAUUCCACGGCGGCGGCGGCAGCGGCGGUUGAAGAGGAAAAAGGCGACCGCCACCGACACUCUCACACUCACACGCCGAAACGCUGAAACGACACACACGGUUGUGUGCUCUCGCACUGCUGGAGCACAACAAAUUAAAGGUAUUAUAAACGAAAAACAGAACAGAAAACCCACCAGGAGAGAACGAGAGACUAACACAUACCUUGUGUGAGCGGGCCUCGCCUCGCGAUCCGAUCCUUGGCGUGCGCGGAACAUGUACGUUAUCAACCCGAGCAGCGGCAAGGAAAUCCCCAACAGCUAUCCGACUAGCACCACCGGAACGGCCGGAACUGGCAGCUCCGUGAACAGCAGCACUGCAGCAGGACCGCAGGAGAUCAUCAUCAGUCAGAUUCUGACAAAAUGUGCCACGAUGGCGGACACUGAAUCAUCGUCCACGGGUGCCACUGCGACCAUACUGCUGUCACCAGCGGGCGUUGCGCGGCAGCACGGCGGCCUAGUGGGCGUAUCGCCUCAAUCCUCACCGGCGUCGUCCGCUUCGUCGUCGGCCUCGUCACCGACGGCCGAUGGGCCACAUCCGCACAGCAGCUUUGGGGCGGCGGCGGUGACGGCCGCCGGCAGGGAUAAGGCAAAGGCGGGAUCGAACGGCGGAGUGAACGGUUCUGCGGGGAAGCACGGUAGUGCCGGAAACGGCAAGAUCAACGGCAACGGAGCACCGAUCAGUGCCACCAGUGCACCCGGCGGAAGGCUGCAGUUCUUCAAAGAUGGAAAAUUCAUCCUGGAGCUGGCACGUGCCCGCGAAGGCGAAAAGACCAGCUGGAUCUCGGUCCCCCGCAAAACCUUCUGGCCGCCGACGGUCAGCUCGACCAAUGCCAACUUCCACAAACACGAGAGCUCGACGUCGCUUAGCUUUUCCGACGACAACAGUUCGGUACAGUCUUCGCCGUGGCAGCGGGACCACUGCUGGAAGCAGACCAGCCCUCGUUCCAACAUCUCCCGGGAGAUGGCUCUGUACUACCACCGACCGAGCUGCGUUCGGUUCAAACUGUCGCGCGACGAGUGGAAACGGUUACGGCUGAAACGGAGACGACCUUAUGAGCCGGCUUCGGUCCACAAUGCCAACGCGAUAGCCCUGCACUAUGAGAUUAUUAUGGAUAGAGUUCCGGGGGAUGCGACGUCACCUGCGGCGCAGGCAAACGUCGAUGCGAUGGAUUUCAAGAUGAACGGCAAAUCAUCGGAGACUGGCAGCGAUGAGGACGAGGAUAGGGGAAAGCAGCAAACGAACGGAGUGGCCAAGGCGGUGGAGAACGGAACGAAAGAUUUAAAAACUAGCAGGCGAAGGGGACUGCUGAAACGGAGGAAAGAACUGACCGCGAUAGUGCAGCAGUUGACUGUACGGGUAGCGAACAGUACGAACAGUGCACCUCGAUUGCCACCGGCUGGCGUGAGGAAUGUGUUCAAUUCGUCCCAUCAGCAGCACGUGUCUCCUCGGAAAAGAAUACUCAGAGAGUUGGAGAAGGUCUCGCUGGAAGAUAGCAGUACUAUGAAAAGAUCUCGUUCGAAACCUGGUAGUAAUAGCACUGUGAUUACGGCGACGACUGCAACUCCACUGGCAUCGGUUAGCAGCAAUGGGAACGGCCCUAGCAAUUCCACUAGUAGCAGUAGUAAUACAAACGGUAAGCUGACCAACGGAGCGUCAGCUGUAGAAUCGCGCGCACCGUCGGUCCCAACGACGCCGGUUUCGCGCCCAAUCAGUAGCUACAGUAUAACCUCGCUACUCGGACAUAACUCAUCUAGCGAAAGCAGUAACAGUAGUAGACCGAAGCAUGAAACAAACACAACCACUAGUCAUCAUCCGUACCAGCAGCAUCAAGCUUCUUCGCACUAUCAGUAUCUUGGUAAGGACGUUGUUACGUCACCCAAAUCUCCCUCCGAAGCGCAUCUAAGUCAGAGGUACUACGGCAAGAAGAAAUCCCCCAGCUAUGGUUCACAGAAUGCAGCUUCUCCGAAUUCUGCUACCGAUUAUGGUGCCAGCAGCUACGGCAUGGUGCGGUCACCAAACCUCAGUCCCAGUCCGGAACACCAAGGCCAUAGUUUUACACGCUAUCGACAGCACCCGUACAGUAUCCAUCCGACAGUAUCGUCCCCGAGCAGCUAUUCUAGUGUGUCACGAUGUUCUCCUUCGCCUAGUACCAACGAUUCUGCCAGUUCGCCAUACAGCGGAAGUGCGAAAUACCGGGCGGCCUAUCUAGCUUCCGGUGGCUCUCCUCCCUCAUCUUCCAACCCGACGACGGCAAACUCCCCUCAACACUAUUCCCGGCAAUCCCCACUGAACUUUGCUCGAUCUCCGCCUCCUUCCCACCAAGCUAACUACCCACCGAGCAACAGUCUCCGGAACAACGGAAAAGACUCUGCUUCAUCGCCUCGAGCAUCGCCAAGCGUAGAACCAAUCCGGGUGCCGGCAACAACGCCCACUUCAUCUAGUUCGGCUCCCACCAUCCGAACUGUGCCAAAGAAAACAGCUGCCCUUCGGCAACAAUUCGGCUCACCUUCCUCAUCCCCUUCCGCCGUUGAUGCCGCAAGGCGUGAACGUUCCAAUUCAAAUGCCUCAUCAACUUCCUCGGAAAUUGCCCGUACGGCCCACUUCAAAAAGGAACUGGACUAUGCCGAACGGUCAGCCGCUUCUGAUGUCGUCGAUGGAUUGCCACCGACGCUCUCCACUUCCCAACCCAGUCCCGUGAUUCGCCCGAGUACGGUAAUCGCUUCGCCAACUCCGCACCAUCCCGUUCCGAAUCCGUUCUACAUGUACCCGCCUCAGAUAGCCGCCUCGCUACUAGCUGCCCAGCAGUCCAGUGCUGUUCCUUUCCUGCCGGCAUCGCCGCUCACGUACUAUCAGCACAUGUACAACCAGGCAGCGAUGGCAGCGGCCUAUCGAAAUCCGCUCUGGAUGCACUAUCAGGGCAUAUCGCCGCAUGCUGCAGCAGCUGCUGCAGCCGCGGCAGCCGUUUCGCCACCCAGUGCUCCUCAUCCGCCACCAAGUAGCAGUAGUAGUACCAACAGUACCGGUACUAGCAAUAGUAUCCACCGAGACGCACAACAACGAGAUUCCAAUCGAAUACAUUCCGCAGCAGUAGCUGCUACCGGUUACAACCACGGUGCCAACAGCAGUAGUAGCGCCACCACCUCAACAACCACUUCCACACACAGCAGUAACAACAGCAGUAGCCACAUCCACGGAAGCAGUUCUUCCCCAUCGCCUGGUGCAAUGGCACUGAACUACAGUGCGGCAGCCCUGGCAGCGUCCUCCCACCAUCCUCAUCAUCAACAUCAGCAUCAACAUCCGCAUCAUCCAACGCCGCACCACCAUAGCCUGGCGGCAGCAGGACCGUGGAGUGGUGCACAGCACGAUGCACCACCAACGGGGACGAGCGGAACGGCGGCCACCAAGGAAGACCACGGAGCAGAUGUUCCGCUCAACCUGUCGAAGCACUGAGGAUCCAACCAAUACAAUCGAAAAAACAGGAGCAAAGACGGAUCAGUAACUGCAUGGAGCGCUGCAAUCCUACAAGUGUUGAAACAAAAAAACUACGCCUAGCGUACACAAGAAAACCAACCAUUCGAAGCGCAUUUUCGUCGUCCAAUGUUGAAAGCUGUUCAUGUACCUAAGUGUAAUUGUGGUGGCUUUUUUCGGUAGAUCGCCUUAUCAGAAACUAAAAAGGUAAAACAUAUUAACAAAAAUGAGAAACGAAAAUGAAACAGAGAACAAACAUUAUACUGUAACAAAGGAACUGUCUUUUUGUGUAUAUUUAUCGGAGAAGGGAUAAGACGAAAAUCGAAACUAUAUUGCUGUAUGCUUUUUAGUGUUGUGUGAUUCCGCUGAUUGAAUACAUUUAUGGUAUAUCGUUUUUAAGGAGCCCAUAUAUAUCUAUAUAUAUACAUAUAUAUUUGCAGAAAAGCAGAGAACAAGAGACAUUUCGGAGAAGGGUCCAGUCUACAAAAAAUAAUAUAAAAAAAUGAAACCCAAGGUUUACACUAUUUUCCAAAAGAAAGGAAGACAAACAAGAGGAAAAAGAACUAUUUUUGCUAAAAAAAAAAGUUGUAAUAAAUUAUUUGUGAGAUGAAGAAAUCAAACGGAGAAACUAUAUACAUGUAACAUAUAUACACGCAUCUACAUAUAUACACGUAACAGAAAUAUUAUAUAUAUACAAGAAUGGAAACACUUGAAAAGGUAACAAACAAUGAGUUUUUUUAAUUCGGUACAUUUUAGUACUGAACCUAUUGAAAUUUUUCGAUAAUGCUUUUGGCGAACGUGUAUUUUUGACAUUCUUACGAAGAACCAGACGAGUCAAUUACAAGAUUCGCACCGCGGCGCAAUUCACGGAAAUAGACCAAAUCCAAAAACUAACUCAAAUCUCUCAAUCAUCCCAAACAAAGAAAAAAUGGUGCGCCAUCUCUUGGCGAGCAUUACGAAUCUCGUCGGGGAGAGGCGGCCUCUCUUUCGUACUGUUCCUUAAAAAAAAAAAUCGUAACACACUAAUACAUGCAAGUACGCUAUAUGUUUAUAACCGAUAUCAACUAAUCCCAACUGAAUGUGCAUUGUAAUCGCUUUUUUCUUCCCCUAAUCGCCCCGAAUACCGCGUGUCUGUCGAAUGUCUUCUAUGGUGUGUAACCGUGUACUGUUCCCAUCCCUGACCGCUUUCCGGUUCGUUCCUCUCUUCUUCUGCGCGCGUAGUAGCGAGAGAUACGUUUACACAAAAGAAUCUCAUUCUCAUCGCCACACUACCACUAAUGCCGUGUAAUAGAGAAACGACGCGUGUAAUAUUUUUAUAAAGAGGAGUACUUUGUGCUAAACAAGAAUUGUCGAUUACACGAACUUGUAAUGUGUAUAUUUCUAUUCAUAGACUGAAACAAAAGAACUAUUACUUUAGGUGGGGUCGCUCGUUUGCGUGUGUGCGUGAGAGUGUUUGCGUUGUAUCAAUAUCUAAUAUAUACUCUGUACAUGGAAGAGUGUGUUCGUGUGUUUGAGAGCGAGUGCGAGAGCGAAUCUGUUUCUUUUGAAAGGCCAUUUAGAUGAGGAAACUCGACGGUGUGAGAUGAAAUCAAAUUAUCAAAAAAAAUAAAAACAACUUGAAACUAUAACAUUCUUGAUGAAGAAACAAAAAACAGCCAAUCAAAUUCGCUAAAACACAAAAAGUGCAACAAUCCUUAUGGGAAGAACAAACUAUGUAGAGGGAAAAUCAAGAGUAAAAGAAAGAGAGAAAAAUAAGAUAUUUUUGUGCUAUUUUUUAUACAUCUGUAGAUCAGAGAUAACGUAACUUAAAAAAUAUAAAGAGUAACACAUUUCGGCCAAUAUUCCAGUUUUAAAAAUAACGACAGAAACAGUACCAGAGAAAUAGAGAUGAUAUAACUAAAUAUAAACAUACAGCAUAAGCGAAAGAACAAAAUAACAAAGUUGAAAGCAUAUUAGAAAUCAAACGUAAAACAAAACAACAAA
This is a messenger RNA of Aedes aegypti (yellow fever mosquito), 8005 nucleotides long. RefSeq names its product protein hairless (gene H). The record is from RefSeq and is a predicted model, not a curated record. Lineage: Eukaryota; Metazoa; Arthropoda; Insecta; Diptera; Culicidae.